Messenger RNA from Cyprinus carpio (common carp), 1622 nucleotides. Its product is annotated as UDP-glucuronosyltransferase 2C1-like. Lineage: Eukaryota; Metazoa; Chordata; Actinopteri; Cypriniformes; Cyprinidae. The record is from RefSeq and is a predicted model, not a curated record. Gene Ontology annotation, molecular function: UDP-glycosyltransferase activity.
GACAAAGAUGAUCUCUCAGUCUAUCUGGCAAUCAUGAGACUCGUCGGCUGUUUUCUUUCCCUGCUCACUGUAUUCGGCCCUGCAGAAUGUGGGAAUGUUUUAGUAUGGUAUACAGAGGGCAGUCACUGGAUCAAUCUUAAGAUUGUGUUGGAAACGUUGAUUGACAGGGGACACAAUGUAACAGUGCUGGUGCCAGAUGCCGCUCUCUUCAUGAAAGCCAAAGAAUCGGAUCGCUUCUCCUUCCAGCACUUCAGUGUGUCCACAUCUGCACAGGACAUGCAAGACUUCCUUGAUGAACUUCUUCACUUCUCAGUGUAUGAGAUGGAUCAGUUAAACUUACUGCAGAUUCAAAUGAAAUUCUACAAGCUUGCUUCCAAACAUCAGGAUAUGUCUAUAUCACACUGUGACGGCAUUCUGAAAUCACCAGAGUUGAUGGACAAAUUGCGGAAUGGAAAGUUUGACGUUGUUCUGUCAGAUCCGAUCUACGCGUGCAGCGAUAUUGUGGCUGAAGAGCUGAACGUUCCCUUGGUUUUCACAUUUCGAUUCUCCUUAGCUCAUACUGCAGAGCGGAUGUGUGGUCAGAUACCAGCUCCACCAUCUUUUGUUCCUGGAGCCAUGAGUAAACUCACGGACAAGAUGAGCUUUACGGAACGAAUCAUCAAUAUGCUCUUCUACCUUUCUCAAGAUGCUUUUUGCAUUAUUGCUUGGAAACCAUUUGACAACUAUUACACUGAAUAUUUUGGACGGCCCACUUCCUAUUGUGAGAUGAUGGGUAAAGCUGAUAUCUGGUUAAUCAGAACCUACUGGGAUUUUGAGUUUCCACGGCCAUUCCUGCCCAACUUCAAAUACAUUGGAGGACUUCACUGCAGCCCAGCCAAACCAUUACCCAAGGACAUGGAGGAGUUUGUACAGAGCUCAGGGGAUGAUGGGAUUGUGGUCUUCAGUCUGGGGUCUAUGAUAGACAAAAUGCCUAAAGAAACAAGCAAUAUGAUCGCCUCCGCACUGGCCCAGAUUCCUCAGAAGGUUUUAUGGCGAUAUGGUGGAGAGAAGCCAGAUACUCUUGGUGCAAACACCAGAAUCUAUAAGUGGAUCCCUCAGAAUGAUUUAUUGGGUCACCCCAAAACCAGAGCAUUCAUCACUCAUGGAGGCACUAAUGGCAUAUAUGAGGCCAUUUAUCACGGCGUUCCAAUGGUUGGGAUCCCCUUGUUUGGUGACCAGCCUGAUAAUUUGGCCCAUAUGAAGGCCAAAGGUGCUGCUGUUGUCAUGGAUAACAUUAAAACCACGCAGCCACAAGACCUGGUGGAUGGACUCAAUGCCGUCAUUAAUGAUCCCUCGUAUAAAGAGAAUGCUAUGCGUUUGUCCAGGAUUCAUCAUGACAGACCAGUGAAGCCUUUGGAUGAGGCAGUGUUCUGGAUUGAGUUCGUCAUGCGCAAUAAAGGCGCUAAACACCUGCGUGUCGAGGCCCACAACCUUACCUGGUACCAGUACCACUGUCUGGAUGUGUUCGCUUUUCUCCUCACUGUCCUGAUUGUAGUCCUCUACGUCUUCUUUAAAAUGUGCAAAUUCUUUAUAAUGCGUUGCUGUUUUAGUUCAAAAAGUAAAACCAAAAAAGAGUAAUGAAA